Molecule: messenger RNA, 4163 nt
Organism: Somion occarium
Lineage: Eukaryota; Fungi; Basidiomycota; Agaricomycetes; Polyporales; Cerrenaceae
Source: the annotation of a GenBank genome assembly
GGACUGUAACUGCAUACUGAAAAGAUAUCGUAUGAAUGUUCGACUUCUCUAGGAUUGCACAGACCUCUUGAAGCCGACCACCAGCUCAGCUGUCCAAGUACAAGACGUGAGAGUCCCAGAAUGAAGUUGCGGCGGUAGAAGAGCUUAAGUUUCGGGCUCCCCGUGUCUCGCGAGCUCUGUCCCAAAGGAUGCCUUCUCGAGGCGAAUCGAGUCUCGGGGUCUGAGGCGAAGAAAGCAUUGGCUCUCUGUCAAGACGUUGUCCGAUGUUAUCCCUUGUCACUCUGAACCAUUGCAAAUCAGGAUCAUCCUCGCAUGGUCCCAUCAUCAUACGUCCCUCCAUUUCGUCACGUAUGAUGAUCGCCCCCGUUCGCAGUUUUUCUCGUCUUACUAGAAGGUACACACAACCCCGGUCCGCUUCGAUUCAAUGCCGCCGUUCUCGACCUGAACAAUCUGAAUGCCUCGUAUCGUGGCCACGUACUAACCAUCUCUGGUACUAUGGGAAAGACAAAUGGAGAAGGCGAAUGUUGCAUGACAGAACUCUUUCGGGGAUUAACACGGGCUUCACAGUAUUUGCUAUCGAAGCUUUGAAAACGUCUCAGGCGACAACUGAUCACCCGCAUUGAUCAUGCCACCCUGCUCCAUCCGAUAUUUUGCUCAUUCGCAACGGAUCUGUAAAGCCUCGUGUCGGAUGACCAGUGGAUUCCGUGUGGGUAUCAACGAGGCUGGUUCUGUUUCGCAUGGGCGUGCGAUAGUAUGCGAUAGAGAUGACUACGUUCGGCGAUCUGCUGAAGUUUUCUCUGUAUGCGAUUUGGCCGGGCAAUCAACUUGAUGUGUUGGUGUCCUUCGCAGUUCCAGACCCUCUAUCUUCUUUGCUGCAAAACCAUGAGGAGCAGUUGGCUUUGACAUUGGCUUCUCCCCUUCGAAGACAUCUUAACGGCUUCUCACCGAAUGGUCUGUCCAUCUGAACAAGAAAACUAGAUAGCCCUCUUGCCCAGAUUGCCAGGUGGACAGUGGAUACCUACCCUGUGUACACUUUUGUGUGACUCGACACCAAGUUCGAGGCGCGUGUCGUUCUCGACCCUGAAGAUACCGGUGCCAUCCCAGCCUCGGGAACACGGGGUGACAAUUUGAAUGCAUUGGAUCUUCGCAUUCCCCGCGUUGCGAAGCAUGAAAGACGUCUAUAGCGAUCUUCCUUGAUUGGCCCUCUCAGUUUCCGAUCCCUUGCUUCGUAGCGCGGAUGCUCGUCACAUGUCAGUAGACAGACCUGCAAAAUUCCUCAACGAGUCUUUACGAGUCUUCCAUCUGACUCCAUCGCGCAAGCCCGCGCGCACCAGAUGGCCAAUUAUUCCUUGAUUUACGACAGUUCUGUAGGGACCAUUGCGUCGCGUGUUCUUCCAUUACGCGUACCUGGCAGCUGGUGUCUUCCCGGUCGCAUUGACGCGUUGGGAAUAGCUCGAAGACAUUCAUCUAAAUCAGAAAGACGGGUCCAUCCGUAUCCCGUCCCAUAUUUCGAAACAUGCAUACGACAUAGAGAAUCACCAAUGUCAGUUGUCGAGAGAUUUGACGUCUCUUCGCUGGGCCUGAUCUGGGUCUCGCUGGUGUGCACGCUGGUAUUUCUCCGCAUGCAAGAGGCUCACUACUCCUGACGCCGCUCUCGCUCAACCGUAUAAAUGCUUCAACAUAUGCGAGCAACUAUCCUCAAGCGCAUCCUCCUGGUCCCCCGCAGAAACACUCCCAUUUGACCCGCAUCGAGCCAGUCGGAUAUGUUUUCGUGCACCUUCCACAGAGCUCUGUUGGCUGCUGGCACACUCUUUGGCUUAUUGGCAGCAUCCGCCUCAGGUUUGGGCACAUCGUGUUCUGCUCCAGUGACUAGGGGUACUGCAGGACCCAACGAUCCUUUCUGGAUGCAAAGCAUUCAACGCCAAGGUACCGCGGCAUUCAACACCAACCCUGGUGCUUACAAGGUUUUCCGAAACGUCAAGGACUUCGGCGCGACGGGUAACGGUAAUACCGACGAUACUGCUGCUAUCAAUUCUGCCAUUACUUCGGGUGGACGAUGUGGAUCAGAAUGCGAUUCGACCACUACUGAACCCGCUAUCAUCUAUUUCCCUCCUGGUACAUACAAGGUCUCUUCAUCUAUCCUCGCACUCUACCAGACUCAGCUAGUCGGUGACGCAAGACAUCCUCCUACCCUAUUGGCCGCUCCGAACUUUGCCGGUAUCGCAGUCAUUGAUGGCAAUCCGUUCUAUGUCAACCAGAACAACUUCUUCCGGUCUGUCAGGAACUUUGUUAUCGACAUUCGGCAGGUUAAUGGCGGCGCAACUGGUCUUCACUGGCAAGUCUCCCAAGCAACGUCACUCAUGAACAUCGUCUUCCAAAUGUCCACUGCUGCUGGGAAUCAACAUCAGGGCAUCUUCAUGGAAAAUGGAAGUGGAGGCUUCAUGGGAGACCUCAUAUUCAAUGGUGGCAAGCUGGGCGCCUGGUUUGGAAAUCAACAGUUCACCGUUCGUAAUGUGACCUUCAACAACCCCCAGACUGGAAUUACCAUCAAUAAUGCUCAGAUUGGCUUCGAUAUUUCCGUUGCUACAAACAACGUCGACCAGGCCGUCGGUUCUGAAUCCAUCAUCGAUGGUGUGAUCACGAACACACCUAUCUUCAUUCGUUUCUCCAACCCAAGCAAUGGCAAUCUUCCGACUUCUCUUGUCCUCAACAAUAUCAGGCUCAACAACGUCCAGAAGGCCGUCGCUGUUAACAAUGGGGCGACUUUGUUGAAUGGUGGUACCCUCACUAUUGACUCUUGGGCACAAGGCAAUGCCUACAGCGGAACCAACUCCGCAAGACGUUGGACUCAGGGUCCCAUUGAUUCGAUCCAAAAGGCAUCUUCUCUCCUUGACAGCGCGGGUAGGAUCUUCGGCAAGACUCACCCUCAAUAUGCCGACUAUGCGGUGGACCAAUUCAUCAGCGUGAAGUCGCAGGGUGCGAAGGGUGAUGGUCAUAACGACGAUACUCAAGCGAUUAAGAAUGUCUUUGCUAAAUUCGCUGGCUGUAAGAUUAUUUACUUCGACGCUGGUACCUAUGUUGUCACCUCCACGAUCACCAUCCCGGCUGGCACCCAGGUCGUUGGUGAGGCUUGGUCAGUCAUCCAAGGCACGGGCAACACUUUCACCGAUUACAACAACCCUCAAGUAGUUGUCCGCGUUGGCGAUCCUGGCUCUCAAGGUGUCGCUGAGAUCACUGACAUUAUUUUCAGUACCAAGGGACCCGCGGCCGGUGCUAUCGUCGUGGAGUGGAACGUUCAUGACCCCGCUGGUCAACAGGGUGCAGCGGGCACCUGGGACACACAUAUUAUCCUCGGAGGCUAUGCUGGUUCCAACCUUCUGGGCGCCCAAUGCUCCAAGGCCGGAAACCCAGGCAAUAAUUGCUUCUCAGCGUUCAUGGCUCUUCACCUCACAGCGCAAUCCAGUGCAUAUCUCGAGGGUCUCUGGGCUUGGAAUGCUGAUCACGAUCUUGACUCUGGAGGAAGUGGACAAAUAUCCCUUUUCAGCGGGCGCGGUAUCUAUUCCGAGUCCCAAGGUCCUGUUUGGCUGAUUGGAACAGGAAGUGAGCACCACAUUCAGUAUCAAUAUUUCCUUAACGGCGCGAAGAAUCAUUACAUUGGAUUUGCCCAAACCGAGUCGCCAUACUUCCAGCCCAACCCAGUACCUCCCGCACCUUUUAUCACGAACACGCAAUUCAAAGAUCCUUCACCUGCACCCGGUUCCGCCUGGGCACUCACUGUCGUGAACUCUCAAAAUAUUCUCUUAUUCGGUGCUGGUUUCUAUAACUUCUUCCAGAAUUACGCCACCGACGCUUGCAUCGCUGGCCACAACUGUGGUCAAGCGGUUGUUAAUAUUGAUUCUAGUUCGACCAUUGGCAUUUACUCCCUAUCCACUGUCUCUACCACUUGGCAGCUAAACGUCAACAGUCAAGGUGUCAUUGAUCGCUCUAACAAUGCCAAUGGCUUCGCGGAUACCGUCACUGUGUGGACCCGUUGAUGUCUCCCAGUCAGUCACUUCAAUGACAUGACACAACCCCUUGUUUAUUCGUAACGAUUAGCUGGUGUAUUUGUAUUACGAUUCUUGUUCUUUUGAGUCUUCUUCGUUAUGAAUAUUAAUUGACACACC